This is a messenger RNA of Pipistrellus nathusii (Nathusius's pipistrelle), 474 nucleotides long. The record is from the annotation of a GenBank genome assembly. Lineage: Eukaryota; Metazoa; Chordata; Mammalia; Chiroptera; Vespertilionidae.
AUGAUCAAAGUUGAAAAAAUGGUUGACCUUGCCCAGUUAAUGGAAAAUGAAAUAUUCAUGGCAUUUGCCUUCUAUACAAUGAUUGUUAUUUCAAAAAUGAUGUUUAUGAAUACUACACCUGCAUUCUAUAGAAUAACAAGAAAGGUUUUUGCCAAUCGGGAAGACUGUACAAGCUUUGGCAAAGGAGAAAAUGCCAAGAAGUACCUUUGGGUUGAUGACAGAGUAGAACAUGUAGGAAGAGCCCACCUGAAUGACCUUGAAAAUAUUGUGCCAUUACUUGGGAUUGGCCUUCUCUAUUCCUUAAGUGGCCCAGAUCUCUACAGCUAUCCUGCACUUCAGAUUCUUUAUUGGAGCACAGAUCUACCACACAUUAUCAUAUUUGUUACCCUUUCCUCAGUCAAAUCAUGCUUUAGCUUUCAUUCUUGUUGGAUAUGGAAUUACUUUGUCAAUGGCUUACAGAUUGCUGAAGACUAG